Acanthoscelides obtectus is the source of this 1237-nucleotide messenger RNA. Lineage: Eukaryota; Metazoa; Arthropoda; Insecta; Coleoptera; Chrysomelidae. The record is from the annotation of a GenBank genome assembly.
GUUUACUGUCACGAAACUGUCAUAAGACCCCAUUUGUAAUGUGGUAUGGCUUGAAAUGUUUUGCGUCGAAAUUUUUCAUAUAAUCAGUAAGAACUAAAUGACCACAUUGAAGGAGCUAAGGUCCGCGUCACAUGUAAUUUUCGACUUGGAUGGACUAAUUUUGGAUACAGAAAAACUCUACACUAUAGUUGCCAAUGCUAUACUUGGACAAUAUGGUAAAUCCUUUAAUUUGGAAACAAAGCUGAAGGUUAUGGGCUCUACUGGUCUAGACAUGGCAAAGCAAGUAGUGGAGUUGCUGGAGGUACCGUUGUCUCCAGAGGAAUAUUACGAGCAGGUGAAGAAAGAAUAUCAGACGGUGAUGCCGGAAGCACAGCUACUCCCAGGUGCUGCUAAGUUGAUAGAACACCUGCAUUCGAACAAUAUCCCAAUUGCGAUAGCCACGUCGUCGUCACAAGUGACUUACGAUUUAAAAACACAAAAGCACAAAGAACUUCUAUCAAAAUUCCAUCACGUCGUUUGUGGCGGAUCAGAUGCUGAAGUCAAGAAUGGAAAACCGGCACCAGACAUAUUUUUAGUUUGUGCAUCAAGGUUUUCAGAAAAGCCCAAACCAGAAGACUGCUUAGUAUUAGAAGAUGCUCCGAAUGGUGUAGAAGCGGCUUUAGCAGCUGGUAUGCAGACAAUAAUGGUUCCAAGUGUCGAGGUGCCAAAAGACAUCAAAGACAAGGCACAUGUAGUCGUAGCAUCUUUAGAACAAGCUCCUUUAGAGUUAUUUGGACUACCGGCUAUUGAGAAAUGUAGAUGUAAAGAUAGUUGAUCCUGUCUCUCUAAAUAUGAGAAGAAAUUUCCAUAAACAGGAGCAGAUAAGUUAUUGUUGAAUGGACAAUUAAGUGCAAGAUAUUCAUCAGAGUCUCUUAAUAAAACUCUAUGAUACUUACUUCAGCUAACUGCCUUCUAGGUUGAAACAAAAGCGUGGACGUUGGGAUCAAGUUACACUAGAUGAUAAACAAUUAGGUAUAUAGCAUGCACUCUAUGUUUCUCAGGCAUCUAAAUAUUUUAGAGUUGAAGAUACGCUGAUGGACGUGAAAGAUCAUAUUCAGGAUUUGAAAAAAGUGCAUCUCUCUACUUAUUUUUUUCACAGGUCAAAUUAGUGAAUUGGAAUUCGGGUUAUAGAUCAAUGCAUAUAUACUAUAUUUUAAUGUAAAAGUGGCAGUCAAAAAUUUCAAGAUGGUGGCUGGGC